CAUCGAUUGAAAGGGUACAUGCAGGAAAAGGGCUACAAUCUGAUGCUCUUUUUGAGCAUGGCGAUGGACGUUAUUGACGUGUUAGCCUCUCAGCUCACACCCCAGCUGCAAGAACACAGAUGCGAGUGUAGCCAAUGCGAGUACUACCGCUCUCCAGAAUGGCAGAUGGUGGCACCGGAAGGUUUGACACGUGAGGCCUUAUCACCGCGUCGAUUUCAUCAACGCGGGUGCGAAACCUUUUGCCUGAUCGAGCACUACUACCCGUAUCCAUAG
Molecule: messenger RNA, 273 nt
Organism: Phytophthora sojae
Lineage: Eukaryota; Oomycota; Peronosporomycetes; Peronosporales; Peronosporaceae
Exons: 1
Source: RefSeq, a predicted model, not a curated record